AUGUCACAAGAAACAUCCCUUGCCCCUACCGUGGCAGAUUCCUUUCUGGAGGCCCUGGCUGAGGCCGGCGUCGACUACCUCUUCACCGUUCUGGGCUCCGACCACCCCAGCAUCAUUGAGGCCUACGUGCGCCGCCAAAAUGACCCCGCCCGCCAGUAUCCCAAGAUGAUUCUGUUCCAACACGAGUUCGUGGCCAUGUCCGCCGCCGAUGGCUACGCGCGGAUCAGCCAUAAACCGGCGUGUGUGAUCGCCCACGUGGACGUGGGGACUGCAGCGCUCGGCCAGGGCCUGCACAAUGCAUCCAGCGGACGGGCCCCAGUGGUGAUUUUCGCAGGCGUUGCCCCCUCCACCCUGCACGGCGAGGCGCCGGGCUCACGCUCAGAGCAUGUCCAGUGGUACCAGGACAUCCGCGACCAGGCCGCCCUGGUGGCCCCCUACAGCCGCUUCAGCGCCGAGAUCAAGUCCCCCCACAACGUCGGGAGCGUGGUUCAUCGCGCCGUGCUCAUGGCUACCACUGGUUCCCCAGGCCCCGUGUACCUCACGGCCACCCGGGAGAUCCUGGCGACCCCGGUCCCCGAGCUGCAGCCCCGGCCCAAGCCCGUUCCAUCCUGCCAUCUAGGCUCGCUGUCCUCUGAGGCAGUGGAGUUCCUUGCAAACGCGCUUCUAGACGCGAAAGCCCCGCUCGUCGUCACAGGUUAUCUCGGACGGAACCACCACGCCGUCCAGGAGCUCAUUACCCUCGCCGACACCAUUCCCGGACUACGGGUCUUCGACUCUGAGCUCCGCGAGGUCUGCUUCCCCGCGACUCACACCGCGUGCGUGACCCGGGGGACUGGCGCCGCGCCGGCCGUGCAGUCGGCGGACGUGAUCCUGGUCCUCGAUGCCGACGUGCCCUGGAUCCCGAGACGGGUGCGUCCGUCUCCGACGGCAGAGAUCUACCACAUCGAUCUGGACCCGCGCAAGGAGCGUAUGAACCUGUUCGACAUCGGUGCCUCAGCCACCUACCACGCCGACACCAGCGCCGCGCUGACCCAGCUGAACGCAUACAUCAGCGGUUCACCCCGUCUCGCAUCCCUCCAGAGCAGUCCCACCUGGACCUCUCGCGGCGAGGAGCUCCGUAAAUCCCACGCCGACGGCCGAGCGCGCAUCGACGCCCGCGCCGCUGCUCUCCUCAAGACGCCCUCCGCGCCCUGCAGCGUCGACUUCCUCUGCAGCCGGAUCCGCGCGCUCGUGCCGUCCGAUAGCAUCUUCGUCACCGACUCCGUGACUAACCAAGUCGCUAUGACGGAGCAGCUGCAGCUCACGCGCCCGGGCUCGCAUCUCACCAAGGGCGGAAGCGGACUGGGAUGGGCCGGCGGAGCCUCUAUCGGCGUGAAGCUCGCCACGACGCGGUACGACCUCUCCGAUCGGCCGAAUACUCAAGCGAACAAGUCCUCGACGAGCCCGUUCUUGUGCAGCAUUACGGGCGAUGGAAGCUUUGUCUUCUCUGUCCCGACGGCGGUGUACUGGGCUAGUCAUCGCUACGGAUGUGCGUUCCUCACGGUGAUUCUGAAUAACGGGGGCUGGAAUGCCACCAGGCAGUGCCUUGCGGAUGUGCAUCCCACCGGUGCAGCGGCGGGCUUGACGAACCGGGACUUGGGCAUUUCGUUGGUCGAGGACGGGCCGAAUUACGGCGAGAUUGCGAAGGCGGCCGCGAAUGGCAAUCUGUGGACGAAGCGGGUGGUGAGCGCGGGGGACCUGGAUGAGGCUCUUCGCGAGGGUAUUAGAGUUGUUGCGGAGGACAAUAUUUCCGCCGUGUUGGAUGUGAUUAUUGGGUAA
Messenger RNA from Aspergillus heteromorphus CBS 117.55, 1818 nucleotides. RefSeq names its product thiamine diphosphate-binding protein. The transcript is spliced from 3 exons. Gene Ontology annotation, cellular component: mitochondrion; acetolactate synthase complex. Gene Ontology annotation, biological process: L-valine biosynthetic process. Lineage: Eukaryota; Fungi; Ascomycota; Eurotiomycetes; Eurotiales; Aspergillaceae. Gene Ontology annotation, molecular function: thiamine pyrophosphate binding; magnesium ion binding; flavin adenine dinucleotide binding. The coding region runs from base 1 to 1818 and encodes 605 amino acids. The record is from RefSeq and is a predicted model, not a curated record.